This is a messenger RNA of Anastrepha obliqua, 1974 nucleotides long. RefSeq lists its product as uncharacterized. Bases 275 to 1639 code for a protein of 454 amino acids. The record is from RefSeq and is a predicted model, not a curated record. NCBI's taxonomy places the organism in Eukaryota, Metazoa, Arthropoda, Insecta, Diptera, Tephritidae. The transcript is spliced from 3 exons.
AACAGCAUUUUAAAAUGUUCUUUAAUACAAAAAAAGCUAUUUAAUUCAUAAACGCAAGCGCAGAUUUCUCAAAGCAAGACUCGAUCAUUGAUAAAACGAGCCCACUACAUCUUCUCUCACGUGCCUGAGCUGUCCAUAAUGCUGGAUUUAUGGGAUCAAUGUGACGAUAUUCCUUCGGCACUCACCAUACUGUCAAAAACGUGGAUGGAUAUACAAGAAAGAUAAUGAAAAAAGUAUUUACAACUUUUGUACGAGAUCACUGAAUAAAACAAAGAUGUCUGCAUUCCAACAUAAUACAUUUAAUCUUCAAAUGGCACAAGACUACUUUGCACACUUAAAUCCGUUAGCCCAACGUAUUGCGUCUGAUAUAAGCAUGACAAAAUUGUCAUAUGGUCAACUUUGGUAUGCAAUGAAGCUAGGCGAGCAAAAUGAUAUUUUAAACGAAACUCUGAUAAAGCCGGAAAUAUCUUUAAUGUAUUUUGAUAAAUUUUCAUCAUCGAUUGCGCCAUUAUCAUCAGACCUAUCAUCAUCCGCCAGUUCAUCAUCUGCUGAUGUAAGGGUUACAAGUGCCGAAAAUAUUUUGCAAAGCUUACCAAGAAGAAAAGAACAAAAAUGCUCUAUUAAAAUUAGUGGUAGCUUAUCAACGAACUCCUUAAUGGAUGCGAUUCGAAAGCAGAGUAAAAAUUUGCUCUCAAAUACCUUAGCUGCCCGAGCUCAACAAACAAUGGCUUUGCAUCUUCAUGGAAAAUUGAGGCCACCAUCGUCGCUACCACCGCCACCACCUAUUGGUAUCGCAAAAGCUUCUAGGGCAGUAAACGCUAACGAAGCUAAAUCCAGCUUGGGGUUGUGUAAAAAGUUGCGUAAUAAGCACGAGAUGACAACUUUCGAUGGAUGUAAUCAUGAUAUAUAUGCCGGACAGAGUGCUGCUCGUAAAAUGGUUUAUGACGACGUGUUGGGGACAUGCCACGACGAACAUUCUCGACCUUUUAGUUAUCGUACAAACUCACAGAAUAACUUGAAACAUUCAAAAGCUACGACCGAUGACAUGUAUUUUCUUUCGAAAGAGCCUCGCAAUGAAAAUAUAACAGCAACUAUAGUUGUCACCAAAAACUACAAACAGCUGCAGCAGGAGCUGAAAAAAACCUUGAAGAGGCAGCUGAAGUAUACUAAGAACGAGAACUACACCAAUGUCACCACUGUUAAUAGGAUUAGUUAUAAAAGAUUAUAUAAUUCGAACGAUAGAGACCCACCUAAAAAUUUCGUUGCGGAUAAAUGCUUGACGCCUAUCCCACAACAAAGAUUAAUGCCUCAGCCUGAUAAAGUAAACUUGAGCCAUUCCUUAAGCAAUACACCGGAUAUUACAUGUUUACGUAAUGUCGAACUAAAGCAGCCUAAUGGUACUUACGCUGACUACACAGAUGCCUACUUCGAAGAAGGUGAGUCUGCAAUCUUCAUGUACAAUUGUAAUAACAGCGAAAUUCCAACUGCAUCCCUAAACUGGUCAUCAGCUAUAUCUGAUGAAGACGAACACAAGAACUACAAGGCGAAAGAUGAUGUGAAAACACUAUGCGAAAAUAUCAAAUUUUUGGAGAACGAUACUAAUUUACGAAAGGGGUUCGAUUUUCUUAACAAUUGGUAGAGUAUUUAUACUAUUAAUCGUAAAAUAAGUAGUAUGCGUACAGAGAAAUAAGUAUUUUGCAUGUGCAGAUGAUUAAGCAAAUCUUGAAAUUUUUAUACAUUAUUUGAAGCUAAUAAAAUUUAAGUUUAAUUAUACAUAAAAAUUCAUCAAACAUUUAUAAUAUUUACAUUGCUCGCAAAAGUGUUUUGUGUUUGUCUAGUAUUGGAGUGUAAAUAUUUGUACAGGUCAUUUAAUAUUCCGUAUAAGAACUUGCAAAUUCUAUAUGUUGAAAAAUAUACUCAUUUUAACAUCAUAGGUUAUAUGUUUGGGAUCAUUAUAAUAUUGAAAUAAAAACU